Chrysoperla carnea is the source of this 988-nucleotide messenger RNA. RefSeq lists its product as uncharacterized. The transcript has a single exon. The record is from RefSeq and is a predicted model, not a curated record. The coding region runs from base 140 to 988 and encodes 282 amino acids. NCBI's taxonomy places the organism in Eukaryota, Metazoa, Arthropoda, Insecta, Neuroptera, Chrysopidae.
ACAAAAAUAUAUUUUACAUCUAAAAAAUUUGCAACAAGCUUUAAAAUAUGGAUUAGAAUUAACAGAAAGACACAGAAUCUUGCGUUUUCGCCAAUCAUUGUGGUUGAAAAAGUAUAUAGAUUUGAAUACAGAGAAGAGGAUGAAUGCAAGAAAUUCAUUUGAAAAAGAUUUCUUCAAACUCAUGAAUAAUGCAAUGUUUGGCAAAACAAUGGAAUCAGUGCGUAAAAGAAAAAAGUGUAAAUUGGUUGCAAAAUAUGAGGGAAAAAAUGGGGUUCGUAAUUUGAUUUGUUCUCCAUAUUGUAAAAAAUUUACAGUUAUUGGGGAUAAUUUGAUGGUAAUUGAAUUAAAUCAAUCUGAACUCAAAUUUGAUAAACCAAUUAUCGUAGGAGCGACUGUUCUUGAACUAUCCAAAUAUCCAAUGUUUGAUUUUCAUUAUGGAUGUAUGAAAAAAUGGUUCAAUAACAUUUCCCUUAUGUAUUCUGAUACAGACAGCCUUGUAUACCACAUAAUUAGAACAGACACAGUAAAUGAAAAAAAUAUAUAUGAAAGAAUAAAGGAGAGUAUUGACGUGUUUGAUACAUCAGAUUAUCCCGAAAAUAAUGUUUACAAAAUUCCUAGUGCUAAUAAAAAAGUUUUAGGAUGUUUCAAGGAUGAAAGUAAUGGUCAAAUAAUAACUCACUUUUGCUGUCUGAAAGCAAAAAUGUAUUCUUUCAAGACUGAGGCAAGUGAUGUUGUAAAAAAGGCUAAAGGUGUUGUCAAAUCUUGCUUAAAAAAAAUAUCUUUUGAAGAUUAUGUAAAUACUCUGUUUGACGAGGAAGGUGGUGCUUUAUAUAGUGAUAUGUAUAGAAUUCAAAGCAAAAAAUUUAAACUAUAUACAAUAAAGCAGAUUAAAAAAACUCUUUCUUCAGAAGAUGAUAAGCGUGUGGUUUUAGAAAAUAAAAUUAAUACAUUAGCUCUAGGUCAUAAGGAUAUUGUAACACAUUUAUAA